UUCACCUGACGGUGUGCUCUGUGUUGUGUCAGUAACAGUAACAAUAACCAUGGACGGUAUAACUUGGUGCUUCGUGCUAGCUGUGUCCCUCGUCUCCUGUGUGUCAGCUCAGAAUGGUAGAGGAUUGCAGCAGCAUGAGAAUAACCGGCAUGGGUGGGACAUCCGCAUCGCUGUACCGGGUAGUCCUGGCGAGGACUACCCGACCCUCAGCAACAUACCCAGGACCCCAUUUUCGUGUGCUGGACGAGAACCAGGAUACUACGCAGAUUUUGAAACAAACUGUCAGGUAUUCAGAGUCUGCACCGUCGGUUCCACAUAUGGCUUCCAGUCUUUUCUCUGUCCGAAUGGAACUUUAUUCAACCAAGCUGUCUUCGUUUGUGACUGGUGGAUGAAUGUCAAUUGCAGAGAAUCUGAAAAGCUACUAAACUCGAAGAACGAACAGUUUCAGAAUCUUCGACUAGGGCCCGAACUCAUGAAGGACAUCAAGAAAAUGCUCACAUAUCCAAUGCGCAAUCCCUACAAUAAAGCCUCAAUGAGAAGUAACCUUGUGGUAAUGCAGGAUUACAAAGCUCCUGCAGGCCAGUUGUUCCCGAAUGAAGCGUUAUUAGCCGGUCCUGAACGUCUGCCCAGUAACGUCUAUGUACCCAAACAAAAUCUUAUUCAAAAUACUUAUUCGAACAACGAAAACUUUUACUCCAAAUCCACGUCACAGCCCAACUAUCCAAGUCAGUAUACGACAGUUCGUCCAAGCACAAGAGAGGCAGAAAUAUUUCAGAGGCAGAGGCAAACUACACCACGUUACAGUAAUAAACUUCGAGAGGAACCAAACUUGCGGUUUGGCAACACAAUAUCAAACAGUCAUGCUGGCCAAUUCAAUCAAUUAAAAACAAAAUCGAAUGAUGCUACAAACACACGUCCGCAAAGACCUACUAAAGAUAUUCAGAAAAACUCACAAUACUUUACAAAGCAAACAACAACACUGUCUCCAAAUAUUCAAAAUACUUCACGAAGACAACGUGGCAGACAGCGUUCUUUAAACACUGACAAUAAAAAAUCUACAAAUUUGAGUGAAAAGUUGACCGAUAAUGACAGUGUCACAAACCAAAAAUACACCUCAAAUCAACAAGAAACGCAAAAAAUAUCAAAUCAAAAAGCAAAUAUUCAGUUCAAUAACGGAAUAUCUGACGACAUACAAAAUGAAGUAAAACAAAACAUUGUAAGUACCCUCGACACAGCAGCUUCAACAGUCGUCACAAAGACUGUACCUUUUCGUAAAACAAUUGAACAAACAAAACCAGGUAAAGCUAAAUCUAGAAUUGUAAUCAAAACGUGGCUUGUAAAGCCUACAAAAUUUGCAAAACUUAUAGCCAGUCCAACUCCAUAUACAUAUAAUAAACCUACUCAAUCGAUCAAUGAUAAUCUUCUUGAUAAUUCAACACCGUACGAAUAUGAACAUUCUACAAAAGAACCUUUGACUGAAAGUACUAUUUCAGAACCAGAACCUACGCCGUAUUUUUACAGAAUACCAACUGCAACCACCGAACGUCCUACUACAACAAAUUCGAUAGAACUAAAGGAUGCGCUGACUUCCAAUCCGAACCCUUAUUCAACAAUAGCAGAACCUUUAGAUCUAGGCCCUACAAUCGUAUUACCAACAGCAUCUUCUGUAAUAUAUUUAGCUCCAACAACAUUUAAACCAGCAGCCCGCUUUUAUUUACCACCAUCAAACCCCAUUCCUUCUAGGCAAUAUUUAUCGCCCAUAAUCCAACCACCUAUGUAUAAUUCGAAUGCGCAAUUGAGAUAUAGCCCAUCAACAACCAUAUCAACUUUAGAGGUUCUUAACAAGCCUGCUAGUGUACCUUCGUUCUUCACAGCCACACCACCUAGACCUCCCACUACAAGUUUACCUCAUAAUUUAACUUUUAAUGACAUUUUAACAAAACAAAAGUUAGACACAACAGUAAAUGAUAUAGUUAAAGAUACAAACAAUAUUUUAAAGACAGCAUCUCCACCACAAUUUAGUCAAUACCGUCAAGUGUUUAAGUCUUUUGAAGGUCCAAAAGACAAUUUUAUGCCCACAGAAUCAGUAACUGAUAGUGGAGAAAGCUUGACUUCGCAAUUACCAACAGUCGAUACAAAAAGCUCUAACAUAGUAACACUUCCGUCUAAUAAACUAGAACCUCCUCUUGUAACUAACAAUGUUUUGAAUAAAAACAGUACUCAAGAUUUACCAUACUUUCAAGAAUCUUUAUUGCCUCCAGCUAACACCAUAGAACGAACAGUAACAAUUAGAAUAACCCUACCUGAAAAGGUGGCAUCAUAUUUGUUCAAAAAUAGUAAUAAAACAGAUUUUGAUAAAUUAGAAAUCUUGAAUACUGGUAAUAGUGACUAUUUAGUUCUAAGCAAUGAUUUUAGGACAAACCCCAACUUUGUAACAACAGGUAAACUUAAUGCUCACCAAAAUAGAAACAUUUCUAAUUCACAGGCGUUGGUGUUCUCACUACUUGCUGAUUCAAUUAAUGCUGCAAAAGAAUACACAAAUAUAGCUCAACAAGAAGUUAUUCCUGCUACGCCUGGUAUUACAAAAUUUCAGAAUGUAAACGAAGCCGAACUUUCACAAAUCACGAACAUGAUCUCAAAGUUAACUUCGACACAAUAUGCUGACAUUUACAAUCGAAAUGAAAACAUCAUCACGACACCACAAAAUAUACCUACGAACAUUCAAUCUAAUCAGCUAAUAACAGUUCCCGAAGUCACAAACCAAAUAUACAACAGGCCAUUUACGAGUUAUAUCGGACAGCCAGCAAACAAUCCAGGCCAAGGCAAUACAGCAAACUUUAUUCACUCAAACAUUCCCCAGAACGCUCCUUCUAAUUUCAUUCCCACUGCGAAUACCCAACCACAAUAUUCACAAGACACAAAUUUGUUCCCGUCCGGAGAUCGGAACCAUGACGUCACAAACUUAUUGAAUCAAUCACCGACAGCAGUCGAAAUAGUCCAAUCGCAAACUUUACCAUACAGUUCGGCUAAACUACAAAUAGGUUCCUCGGAUCAGUCAACACAGACGUUUAAUCAAGAAACCCUCGCCAAUCUAUUAAGCGGCGACAAUGGAAUAUCGGCACACCUUCAAGACAAAAUUAUAGGGACCAUAAAACAUCCCUUAGAGAGCGAUAAACUAGUGACGUACGAAAAAGACCAAUCUUAUUAUUUCACGUCGAACUUGAAUAAAAACACUCCUGGACCGAACUUUUCAGGAAACUUAAUUCAACCUACAUCAAACGUAGAAGCGAAGCCUUCAAAUGCAAACUUCCCGAAUACACUAACUUUACAGUUCAUUCCUUCAAACGGUUAUGAGGUGGAAAACGAAAGACAACAGCAGAAGCUACUCGAUACUUUUCAGAUCGACGAAUUUGGAGCUCCAAGAGAAGUCGUUUCCAAUAUCGAUCGAUCCAAUAACCAGGAACAGAUAUUAACCUCAAAUAUCGAUUAUUCUGUUGAACACCCCACGUCGGCCCGACAAUUAGACGGGACAAACAAUAUCAACGCCUUGUACUCUGGUCCGUCGUCAUAUUCUGCACCGCAAUCGUCAGUAGUCGGGGGACGAUCAGACAGACAAAAUCAAUACAACUCGAAUUUAGAAGACUUGGAUGAAAACAAUGAAAACGGAUAUCCUAGAACGAGGCCGGCUCGGCAAUUUACCUUCUAA
Molecule: messenger RNA, 3706 nt
Organism: Bombyx mandarina (wild silkworm)
Lineage: Eukaryota; Metazoa; Arthropoda; Insecta; Lepidoptera; Bombycidae
Cellular component (GO): extracellular region
Molecular function (GO): chitin binding
Source: RefSeq, a predicted model, not a curated record